Molecule: messenger RNA, 1362 nt
Organism: Arabis nemorensis
Lineage: Eukaryota; Viridiplantae; Streptophyta; Magnoliopsida; Brassicales; Brassicaceae
Source: the annotation of a GenBank genome assembly
AUGAAGAAGAAGAUCAAACGAAUUGUUAUUGUAUAUCCAGUGGAUACAAUUUUCCUUCACUUUCUCGCCGCACUUUCCCGAUCACCGGAACAGCAUUGUACAGCGAUUCAGAGAAUGUCUCUUUGUUUUUCUUCCUUUAACGUAUUCUCUUCCUACUCACCCAAACCCAAAAGCUUCUUCAGAGAUUCCAAAUUCGUUUCACAGUUUCAGAUAAACUCGUUUCCUCUUCGAAUCCAUGAAUCCUCUUCGAAUCUUAGGUUUAUAAGAGCAGCGAGACUCAAACCGAUUUCAUCUCUAGACACGGGGAUUUCAGAAAUCGCUUCGUCGUCUUCCUUCAGGAACAAAAGCCCUAGCGAGAUAAACGUUCUGGUGGUUGGUUCUACUGGGUACAUAGGUAGAUUCGUAGUGAAAGAGCUAAUCAAAAGAGGGUUCAAUGUGAUUGCUGUAGCGAGAGAGAAGAGUGGGAUUAGAGGUAAAAACGAUAAGCAAGAGACUAUGAAUCAAUUGCAAGGUGCGAAUGUUUGUUUCUCAGAUGUUACUCAAUUAGAUACCCUCGAGAAAUCUGUGGAGGAUCUAGGGUUUGGUAUCGACGUUGUUGUUUCAUGUCUCGCUAGUCGUAAUGGAGGGAUUAAGGAUUCCUGGAAAAUCGAUUACGAAGCUACCAAGAACAGUCUUUUAGCUGGGAAGAAAUUCGGUGCCAAGCAUUUCGUUUUGCUCUCUGCGAUUUGCGUGCAGAAGCCUCUUUUGGAGUUCCAGCGUGCGAAGCUGAAGUUCGAAGCCGAGUUGAUGGAUUUAGCAGAGAAUCAAGACUCGAGUUUUACUUACAGCAUUGUGAGACCAACGGCUUUCUUCAAGAGCUUAGGUGGUCAAGUCGAAAUCGUGAAAGAUGGGAAACCGUAUGUGAUGUUCGGAGAUGGUAAGCUAUGCGCGUGUAAACCGAUCAGCGAACAGGAUUUAGCAUCGUUUAUAGCGGAUUGCGUGUUGGAAGAGAACAAGAUCAAUCAGGUAUUGCCGAUUGGUGGACCAGGGAAGGCGUUAACGCCAUUGGAGCAAGGAGAGAUUCUGUUUAGGCUUCUUGGGAGAGAGCCUAAGUUCGUGAAAGUACCUAUCGAGAUUAUGGAUUUCGUGAUUGGCUUUCUUGAUUUCCUCACAAAGAUCUUUCCUUCGGUAGGAGAGGCUGCGGAGUUUGGGAAGAUCGGGAGGUAUUAUGCUGCAGAGAGUAUGUUGAUUAUUGAUCCAGAGACUGGAGAGUAUAGCGAAGAGAAGACACCGAGUUACGGGAAAGACACCCUUGAGGAUUUCUUUGCGAAAGUGAUCAGAGAAGGAAUGGCAGGUCAAGAACUCGGAGAACAGUUCUUCUAA